AGAGAUGUCUCAACUCUAAGUUAGAAUUUUCCUUUUCCCGUUGUUAUAUUGAGAAGAAGUAAAUGGGCAAGUAAGAACAAACACGACAGGGGGUAACAAAAAGUCAUCAAUCCAUCAUUCCUUCUUUCCUUCUUCUUCCAUCCUCGAAACUUUGAAACCAGCUCUCAUAUAUACUAGCUACAUUCUGUGGAACUGAUCUAUAGCGCUGACUCUGUUGAACCACUUUUAUCUCUCUUGUCUUCUCCUUUCCACUCUCUCUCAAAGAGUUUCCGCUUUCAGAUUAGUAUCAACUGCUCCUCUUUAGAUCCCAACCAAGGUCAUUCUUGGUGCCGUUCCGGAUCAGAACCUGGACUUUGCCAACCCCUUAUUGUGCUUGAUUAGAGGCUUUGUAGGACAUGAAUAGUGGGACUAGUGAAUCACUAGACCCAACCUAUUUUGCUGAUGGUGCAAUAAACUACGAGUCGGGUGAUUUUGAAUGCAAUAUCUGCUUUGACUUGGCUCAUGACCCAAUAGUGACACUCUGUGGCCACCUUUACUGUUGGCCGUGUCUCUACCAAUGGCUUCAAGUUCAUUCACGCUCUCACGAAUGCCCCGUCUGCAAAGCCAUCAUAAAGGAGGAAAGAUUGGUUCCCAUAUAUGGAAGAGGCAAAGCGUCUUCUGACCCUCGGACGCGUUUGGUUCCUCAAAUCCAAAACUAUUCCCGACAAGAGAACGAGAUAGACUCUGUCGCGAAUUUCAUGCAAAUGCCAAAUGAGAGGCUUGGGAGCUUAACACUGUCUUCUCUUUUUGGGGCCAUUCCUUCCCUUUUAAACCUUCACGUGAACGGAUUUCAUGAUGCCACUGUCUAUGGGGCAACAACAGGAGUUCCUUACCUGUUUUCAAGUUCGUUUCACGGAGGCUAUUCUCACGGGUUUUAUUAUCAUGGAUCACCUCUGGACGGGACAAAGUUUUUCCUGAAAAUAUUCCUAUACAUUGCCGGAUUUCUGGUAAUUGUUUGUUUGUUUUUAUAGGUUAUCAUUCUCCAGGUUUAGAAUGUAGAAUCAAAUAAUUAUGUAGUUGUAAUAUAUAAGCAAGCGUAAGAGACCUCUUACAUGGGGUCCUAUGAUAACAGUGGCAGAUUUUCUCCAAUUCUUGAAGUUUUGUUGUAUAACGAUGUAAUUGAAGGUUGUCAUACUUUUAUAUUGAUUAUUAGGGAUGG
Cuscuta europaea is the source of this 1198-nucleotide messenger RNA. The record is from the annotation of a GenBank genome assembly. Lineage: Eukaryota; Viridiplantae; Streptophyta; Magnoliopsida; Solanales; Convolvulaceae.